AUGUGGUUAAGAUACGGCGAGUUGAGCGAGAAGCGCAGGGAGUUAGGCCUGCAUAGUGCUGCGUCAUGCUGGGCGUUCGCGGUGUUCCUGACGGCGAUCCUGGCGGUGGCCGGGGAGGACGUCGAUCCUACUGACGCUGUCGAUCCCGUCGACGCCUUGGAUCCUUCCAGCCUGGUCGGUCAGCUAACUGUGUCCCAGCUAAAGGAGCUCAUCGCGGAGACGAUGACCCAAGCAUCCUCCACUUACAAGCAUGAUCCUCCUGCACACAACGCACCGACUACAGCGAGACGGGCCGACGGCGACCUGGCUGGUGGAGAAACAACCUGUGCGGGCGCCGAGGAGUUCUACGCGCGCUACUGCUGCCGCUCCUGCACCUUGGCCAAGCAGAUCCCCACCUACGGGCCUCAUCUCAGCCUCACCGCGAAAGCCCCGAUAAGCAUCAACGUCACCACGGACACGAUAAAGCACACCCGGGGGAGUAACAUCACCAUUACCUGCGAGGCCACGGGGUACCCGACGCCCGAGGUUGUAUGGUUCAAAAAUUACAAUGAAAUCAGCAGCACUGGGGAGUACCAGGAAGAUACCGAGGUUCUUGGUGGAAUCCUGGUGAAGACAAUACGGAGUAACCUUAUUAUUGAUAACUAUUCGGUGGAUUAUUCGCAUUUUCAGUGCAUGGCCAUCAACAGUGAAGGACUUGCUAAAAGCUCCAUCACAAUAUAUAUCGAGGAUGAGCUUUCAGUCGACCUCCUGCCGGAAGUGCCAAUCAUGGAAGCCAAGAACGACGUGGUCCUCGACUGCGUGGCCACAGGAACGGACGUCAAUGAAGUCAUUUGGUUCCGGGAAGUGGAACUCAUCCACAACUCGAAUGAAUAUAGGAUUAUUGAGCGGAGAUCAUUCGAGGAAGGACUCACGAAAAUCCACUCCAAGCUGACUAUUCUGAGGCACAAGACGGAAGAUAGCGGCAGUCUCUUCACCUGCUCCGCGAUCGACAGAAAGGGAGGGAACAAGGAGAAGUGGAAGAGAGUCUACAUCUCAGACGUUGGCAUUCAUCCCAAUUGCCACGACCUCGCCGGCAGAAAGGCGUGCUACGAGGAGAGCCACAGAUGCGAGUACAAACAGGAGUAUGUUUACCGUUACUGCUGCAAAACGUGCACGCUGAUGGGGGUCCUGCCGACGUACGGACCUCACUUAGGAGGCGACGCCGAGGCACCUCUGGAAGUCUAUAUCCGAGCAAACAGCACCGAAGUCCCGUACUUCUGGCUUCCUUUGGUUCUGCGGCGGGUUCCUGGCAGAAGCGUCAUGUGGCUGAAGCGGGGCGAGAUGAUUAAAGAAUCUGAUAAUAUACGCAUAAAACACGACUCCACCUGCAGCCCCUUAAUCUGCGAAGUGAACGCCUCGCUCCUCAUCAAGGGAAUCAAAAUUAGCGACACCGGCAGGUACAUCUGCAGAUCCUCCAAUGUGAUCGAGAUGAAAGAUGCUACUGUCCUGCUACGAUCUACGGAAGAUGGAGAAAUAUACAUCGAUGUCGACAACAGUUAGUAGUAGAUGCUCAUGAGGUCCCGCAGGAUAUGUCCAUCGUCCUCCUCACACGCAGGAUUUUGCGUCAGUUUUAUUGAUUUUCAUUAUCACCGUCUCUUUACAGCAUUUUUACAACUACAGAUGUAUUCUCAUAGGUCGUCGCUCCUGACUCAGAAUGAAGCAGUAUCGCAGUUAGGUUUAUAUAGUAUUAUGGUUAAGGUUAUUUCUUGGAACGUUGGACUUAUUAAUGAAAUAAAUAUUAUUUUCUG
This is a messenger RNA of Penaeus monodon (black tiger shrimp), 1787 nucleotides long. RefSeq names its product hemicentin-1-like. Bases 1 to 1539 code for a protein of 512 amino acids. The record is from RefSeq and is a predicted model, not a curated record. The transcript has 11 exons. NCBI's taxonomy places the organism in Eukaryota, Metazoa, Arthropoda, Malacostraca, Decapoda, Penaeidae.